CUAUAAAUAACCCAUGUCAGGAUUUUCAAAUCCUCCGCACCUUUCCUAUUUCCUCUUCCAUUAAUUAACUCUUUCAGGAUUUUCCUUCCCUUUCCUUUUUCUUAUUCACAGGAUUUUAGUCAUGUUUUCAAAAUCAUAGACCUUUCUUGCAUGAUAUGAACCAUCUCAGACUGUUCUGUCGAAUGAAAAUUUCCCAUUCAGUAUCAGUUGUCCUUCUGUAUUGGUUCUAUGUCUUUUCUUGAACUUGUCUAAUUUUCAGUCUCACACAACAACAUUUACGUUUUCAUUAUUUAAGGCUAGCUAGCAACCGUAGUUAUAUAUUAUAAUCAGUCCAGUGAUCAAUCAAGAAAAUGCCACCAUCCUUUGCAAAGGCAGGUUCGUCAGGCUCUGAAAUUGACCCACCAAAUGCUAUGGUUGAUGAGAAGAGAAGAAAAAGAAUGAUCUCAAAUAGAGAAUCUGCAAGGCGGUCGAGAAUGAAGAGGCAAAAGUAUAUGGAAGAUUUGGUUACUGAAAAAUCUAUCUUGGAGAGAAAGAUAUAUGAAGACAAUAAAAAAUAUGCUGCACUUUGGCAAAGGCAUUUUGCUCUCGAAUCAGACAACAAAGUUUUGACGGAUGAAAAGUUGAAGCUGGCAGAAUAUUUGAAGAACUUGCAACAAGUUCUUGCAAGUUAUAAUGUCAUUGAAUCUGAUCAGGAUCUAGAAGUUUCAGACCGAUUUUUGAACCCAUGGCAAGUUCAUGGUUCAGUGAAGUCCAUCACAGCUUCUGGGAUGUUCAAAGUUUAGUUGUUCUAGUUUUAUUUCCAUGAUUUAUUGUCUUGGGAUUGAGCUUUUGAUUUCUCUGGUUAUGCUGUUCACAUUUGUUUCGGUUUUGUAUAUUUGUAGAAUAAAGUUUUUGUUUUCUUUGUUA
Messenger RNA from Populus trichocarpa (black cottonwood), 906 nucleotides. Its product is annotated as basic leucine zipper 1. The transcript has a single exon. Gene Ontology annotation, biological process: positive regulation of DNA-templated transcription. Gene Ontology annotation, molecular function: transcription cis-regulatory region binding; DNA-binding transcription factor activity. The record is from RefSeq and is a predicted model, not a curated record. The coding region runs from base 351 to 782 and encodes 143 amino acids. Lineage: Eukaryota; Viridiplantae; Streptophyta; Magnoliopsida; Malpighiales; Salicaceae. Gene Ontology annotation, cellular component: nucleus.